UAUGAUCUAGAUUCUAAUUCAUCUGUGGCAAAUGGCUCCGGACUUUGUGCGUUAAUCUUGAACAACAAUAAUAUUAUGUUCAAUUAUUAAUUUAUGCAUUAAUCUGUAUUGUUUGUUAAACAACUGCUAGCUAUUUACAAAAAAAACAAUCACACUACAAUAUUGAGUGGCAUGAACAUUUCUUGUUAGUUCUUCGAUUUCUCAAUUUCUGAAAGAAAUGGAUGAGGAAGGAAAACUACCAUUAAAACGAGUUGAGUUAUCAUUAUCUAAGUUCAAUGAAGUUGCAAUCCCUCACCAUUUAGACCUGUUGCGACAACACAAAGCCAACAUUCUAAAGUAUGAGGAAACAGGUGACUACAGUCGUGUCCGAUGUGAACAAGUACAUGCGCGUCGUGUGUCGUCGCAACUGCGAGCAUUGCUUGGCGAGAUGGAGGCUCUUAGAAGGCAGGUGUGCUGUGCCGAUCGAGCUCGUUUCGACAAACUCACUCAACACUCUAGAGACCUGACCUUGAAAGCAAUAAUGGACUAUCUAGGUGUUAUAGAGAGGAGUUGCAUUGCUAUAGUAGAGUCGAACCAAACACGAGCAUCUGCCUGCGAGACGAGUCCCUUGUCCGUAAAUCGUACGUCGGCCUCGGCGAUGGAUGACGCCGUAGAGUCCAGCAGCCUGGCGUCCACGGACUCCGUCGGCAUAGUCCCGGAGCAAGUGCAGCUGCGAGUGGAGCCCGACGCAAGCAUGUCGCUACGGGAACGCGAAGCCGUGUUGGCGGGUUGGAGCGCGCUGCAGAGCGAGGUGAGGGCUCUGCACGAGGCCUGGCAGAGCGUGCAGGCCGCGGCCCUGCGCCAGAGGCGGCCUGUAGAAGCCGCCGCCGUCGGCGUCGAGGUUACGGCCGACGCCACGAGCGACGCGCGCACGCACCUAGCGCUCGCCGAGAGGCUCCGGGCGUGCAUGUACGGAGCGGGCGGCGCGGUGGCCGGCGCCGUCAUAUUCGGCCCCGCGGGGCUACUGCUGGGGGCGAAGGCCGGCGCCGCGGCGCUCGUGGCUGGCUCCGCGGUCGGCUACCUCGCCGCCGGAGUAUUGGGGCGCCGCCGCCGGGCGCAGAUCGACGAGCGGCCGCCCGAUAAGUGCCAAUAGACGUCGCGUAGCGUACCAUAAAACCAUAUCUUACGUAAUAAAAAGACAAGUUUCUAUGUUGAUCGAUUCAAGAUUUUUGGUUUAUUCGAAAUGAUAGACGUGACGUCUCUAGUGAUGGUUCUCCUGGCUUAAAAAAUAUUACUACGCACAAAAAGAAGAGUAUUGCCACAUAUGGCUCGCCCUGUAACUGCUCUUUUGUCUGUUAUUUGUAUGUACAUAAUAUAUAUAUAAAGAUUGAAAGUAUUUUUCUAGUAUAUUGUAUUAUUAAAUUUUUACUUUGAAGGUAAAAUCUGAUUUUUUUCUAGUCAAGAGUAGGUGACUAAGCAACUACUGUGCACGUAGUGAAGCUGCCCAUUGCACUUCAAAUGUUUAUAUGAAAUUGAAUGAUAUAAAUAUAAAAUUUUAUUGAGAAAUUCAUUGUUGGCUAGUAAAACUACUAAGAGCUGCCAAACUUUGUCUAUUAUAAUUUUUAUUUACUCUUUAAUUAUAAGUAAAAUGUAAUUGUGUUUAUGAAAGAUCGAGACUCGCAUAAAUUGCUGAUCCCUAGGAACUUUGUUAAUUGCCGAGGUUAACUAUUUAAAAUGUAAAUAUUAUAUUUUUCUAUAUCCA
Molecule: messenger RNA, 1741 nt
Organism: Pieris brassicae (large cabbage white)
Lineage: Eukaryota; Metazoa; Arthropoda; Insecta; Lepidoptera; Pieridae
Gene: Syx17
Exons: 4
Coding region: 218-1132 (304 amino acids)
Source: RefSeq, a predicted model, not a curated record